CAUACGCCAUCCUGGCUCGAUCACAACCCAACCCUAACGCUCACCGCCUCCGAAAUAUCCGGCCAUUCCCUAAUUCCGCCGCCGCCACCCCAUUAUUCUCCCAUCCUCUCCUCACUAGACCAUCCGUUCGCCGGUAGCCGCGGGCGGCGUGGUCUCCGGGAAGCGUGCAGCCUGAAGUCUCUACUUCCUGAGAACGGCCGGUACGGCCUCUCCCAUUCUCUCCUUCGCUCCGCACCAUGGUUUCGGGGUUCAUGCUAUUCUUGGCCGAGUGGAGAUUCUAAGCUGUUCGUGUUAGUAUCGGUAGUGGCUAAGGGAAUCAACCAUGGCGACCCGCAUUCAGUUCGAGAACAAUUGUGAAAUUGGCGUUUUCUCCAAGCUAACAAAUGCCUACUGUCUGGUGGCAAUUGGAGGGUCAGAGAACUUCUACAGUGCGUUUGAGGCUGACCUUGCAGAUGUCAUUCCUGUGGUCAAGACCUCUAUAGGUGGCACUAGAAUAAUCGGACGACUCUGCGUUGGAAACAAGAAUGGACUUCUGUUGCCUCAUACUACCACUGACCAAGAACUUCAGCAUCUGAGGAACUGCCUGCCUGAUCAAGUUGUUGUUCAGCGUAUCGAUGAAAGGCUGUCUGCUCUUGGCAAUUGUGUAGCCUGCAAUGACCAUGUUGCACUUACACACCCUGACCUUGACAAGGCAACUGAGGAGCUAAUUGCAGAUGUGCUUGGCGUUGAGGUGUUCCGGCAGACUAUUGCAGGAAACAUCCUUGUGGGAAGUUACUGCACGUUCUCUAACAGGGGUGGCUUGGUCCAUCCUCAUACAUCCAUUGAAGACCUUGACGAACUGUCCACACUCCUGCAAGUCCCUCUAGUUGCUGGAACUGUGAACAGAGGCAGCGAGGUCAUUGCUGCUGGCAUGACCGUGAAUGACUGGACAGCCUUCUGUGGCUCAGACACGACAGCCACCGAGCUCUCGGUCAUUGAAAGCGUCUUCAAGCUGAGAGAAGGGCAGCCCACCGCGAUCGUGGAUGACAUGAGGAAGUCUCUGAUAGACAGCUAUGUGUAACUGAUGUCUUGUAGAUGUGGGUCUAGAGUAUUAACUGGACCAAGAGUAGCAAAACUUUUACCAGUUACAGUUCGUGCUGUAUCUUUGGCUUUUGAAUUGUAGACUCCGUGGUUCUACUUUGUUCAGUCAAAGCUCACGGUAUGUUUGUCC
Molecule: messenger RNA, 1210 nt
Organism: Phragmites australis (common reed)
Lineage: Eukaryota; Viridiplantae; Streptophyta; Magnoliopsida; Poales; Poaceae
Product: eukaryotic translation initiation factor 6-2-like
Exons: 8
Coding region: 323-1060 (245 amino acids)
Biological process (GO): cytosolic ribosome assembly; maturation of 5.8S rRNA; assembly of large subunit precursor of preribosome
Cellular component (GO): preribosome, large subunit precursor; nucleolus; cytosol
Molecular function (GO): ribosomal large subunit binding
Source: RefSeq, a predicted model, not a curated record